CGAGGUGACCGUGACGGCGAUGUCGCCAUGGACUCGAUCGCAGUCAUGGGCCGCAGCAAAAUCGGCAAGGCCGCACCUACCGGACCAGCAGCCACUCGAGCCACGCGCAGCGGCGGAAAGGACAUCCUCACGACGGGCGGCCGACGCGAACUCAUUCGAAAGGCUGCAAGCGGCGAUGUCUCCAUGAGAGAGCCUCGUGCGCCAAGCUCAGCGGUCGUCCUUAAGAUCGAUGGUUGGACCAAAAGCAAAGCCGCAGACAACACCGACCGCGGCCGCAAAUCCCUCACGCAGUGGCUAGAGAAGAAGGCGGGCAUGAGACUAGGGAGAAGAGACGUGAGAAUCAGGAAGACCAAGCAGGAUGGAGACACAUUGCUGAUCACCGUGCCAUCGGUGGAUGCAAAGGCAUAUCAGCGAAUGGAUGGAUACGAGUGGGCGGGUGCAAAACUCAGCAUCAAGCGCGAGGGAGAUGCAGGCGAAGAGAAGAAGGACAGCCAGACAGAGGAUCUCAAGGCCAUGCUAAGAGGCGUGCUUGAGCGACGAUGGAAUCCUGACACCAAGGUUCUGGAUCUCACGGCACUCGGACAAGACCCGGACCUGAAAGCCUCAUCCAUGUUCGAUAAGAGGUCGACCACCAGCAAGUUCUUUCCUGCACUCAUGAAGGUCCUUGAUAUGUCCUUCGAAACUUCACAUGAGCGCGAUGAAGCCAUCUCUGGCGUCACGCUUGCCAAUAAUGCUUUGGAGAAUCUCGACAUCGUCAAGGAACUCUCCAGAACGCUGCCAAAUCUCCAAAACCUUGAUCUUUCAAACAACGCAUUCGCCAAUAUGGCCGCAUUGGAUCUGUGGAGACGACGAUUCAAGAAACUGCAGAACCUCAUUUUGAACGGCAACCCGCUUGAGCAGAACGAGCCCAACUUUGCGACUGAGAUCGUCAAAUGGUACCCGUCACUGAUGUUCCUCAACGGCGUGCAGGUCCGCACUGAGGAGGAUGUCAAGAAUCAAAACAACCUCACCAACCUUCCGUUCCCAAUUCGUUCGCCACAAUUCCAGGACGAGGGUCAAAUCGCCGAGACCUUCAUUCGCAACUGGUUCAUGGGCUUCGACAACGAUCGACCGCAGCUUGCGCAAGUGUACUACGACGAGAACUCCGAAUUCUCGCUUGCUGUCAACACAGCUGCUCCCCGAGAUCCUGCCGGAAAAGUAAGUACUGGACCACAAGAAUGGGAUCAGUACAUCAAGCACAGCCGGAACCUCAAGAAGUUGAAUCACCUUGGAGCCCGAGCCUCUCGUCUAUACCGCGGCACGAAGGCGAUCAGCGAGCUAUUCGCACAGCUGCCCAAGACACAGCAUCCGACACUCGAGGAAUCCACCAAGUGGAUGAUCGAAUCGCAUAUUCAGCCUGGCAUUCCAGACCCAACGGGUGCCAGCCCAUCUGGCGUCGACGGCUUCUUCAUCUCCAUCCACGGCGAGUACAACGAGCCCGAAACACAGAAGCAGCGCAGCAUGGACCAUGCAAUCUACAUUGGUCCUGGUGGCUCUAUGGGAGUGCGCGUAGUCAGCCACACUGUGACCAUUCGUGCCUACGGUGGUGACCAGGCUUUCUUGCCUAUCGUGAACACCCCACCGAUGCCAGCUGCAGAUGCGUCUAUCGCAGAUGGUUUGCCACAACUGCCAGUAGGCGUCUCGCUCGAAAUCGCCGAGCAGAUGGUGGCCGAGUUGAGCAAGCAGACCAACUUGACACCUCAAGGCUCGCAUGACUGCUUGACACAGACAGCCUGGAACUUCGACGCUGCACUUCAAGCUUUCAACAACGUAAAGGCCAGUCUUGGACCAGAAUGGUUCAUC
Molecule: messenger RNA, 1842 nt
Organism: Pseudocercospora fijiensis CIRAD86
Lineage: Eukaryota; Fungi; Ascomycota; Dothideomycetes; Mycosphaerellales; Mycosphaerellaceae
Exons: 2
Biological process (GO): poly(A)+ mRNA export from nucleus
Cellular component (GO): nucleus
Molecular function (GO): protein binding; RNA binding
Source: RefSeq, a predicted model, not a curated record